GACUUGAAGUCUGAGUGCAAGUACAAGCUGGUUGGCCGGUUUUCUCUUUCUGACCCGUGGUGGGAGGUGACAGCUCCAGUGCAAGGAGGAGGAGGGCGGUCCAAGCUCUUCCUACAGGGGUUCCCUUCUUACAGCCUGCGGACCGACCUGGGGGACAACCCCAAAUCCGACAUCGCGCUGUUCCUCAAGGAGUGUGGUGUGGUCGCGGAGCACGUCACCCAGUUUAUGGAAUGGGUCCCUGCGUCGAGCAGGCUGGAUUUUUCAAACUUGCAGGACCUGUUGAAAGAUUUUGCUGAUGAAGAGUACAAUCACUCUGAUACUGUUGCGUCAGAUAUAAUCUCAAGGAUCAGUCUCUCAGAUGCAGGGAAAGCUGUACUGGUAGCCUCACUGGUUGCCUCAGCUGUACUGGUAGGCUCCUGCCACGUCAGUUUGAGAAUUUGUUAAAGAAGUACGAGGGGGUGCAGAGCGACGGCAGGGGUGAGGACGGCACAGGGACAUCUGUCCUGGACAAGCUGGAAGAGGUGCUCAGGACAGAUGUUUGAAAGCUGGGGUUCAGUGUAAUGACCUUUAGGGAUCUUGGCCUAGUGCGCUGCGAGGCUACCUUGGAGGCGUUCCGCCAGUGUGACUUACUCCCGAAGAUCCCUGAGCUGCAGCACCACGCCCUGCUGCUGUACGAUGAGCUGAAGCGCUCCAGCAGGGAGUGGGGCCACACCUAUAUCAGCGUGGAGAACCUCACCAGAGCCCUGAGGCACAUUCCCAUUGAGAAGGCCUGGGAAUCCCUCAAGUUUCUGAAGGACGAAAAAGUGGUGGUGCAGGAAAGCAAGAGGGUCUUCCUCAGACACCUCUAUCGGUACGAGAAGGGGAUCGCUGAGUGCGUUGAGAAGUUGGCGAGGAUGCCCCCCUGGUGCAUUGACCUGGAUGUGAAACAGGUCCUCCAGGACGCCCAGAUUAAUAGGAUAGCCGUAAAGGCACACAGGAAUGGAAACGAGAGCGAAUGCGAUGAUUUAACUGAGGAUGGUGCUGAGAAUACAGAUUCCUUCCAUUUGGAGCACAGCACUGUCAACGGUCUAGGGACCGACCCUGAAGACCAGUGUGAGGACAGCGACUGCAGUGUUGAACUGGAUCCCGAUCAGAUGAAAGCUGCCGAAAUGAUGUGCGCCAAGACCACCGUGGUCAGUCUGAUCUUCCAAGCGGCAGUGAAGAGUCUCUGCAGAGAGGAGGAGGAGGAGGUGCAGAGAGCCUGCAAGGACUUUGAGAACGACCUGAGUGCCUCGGAAGACUGGGACACGUUCACACAGAACCCCAGCCAGCCUCGGGAGCAGAGCGCCCAGGACUCCGGCUCAAAGAAGCCUCUGGAGGUUCUCCUUACAGCCCCGACUGGGAGAGCUGCGUCCCUGCUCCAGAAACGCACGGGAUUCGAGGGGUACACGUUGCACCAGGUGCUAUGGAGUUACAUGAAAGCGGAGAAGGAUGAAGAAGGCAACCCUUUGAACUGGAAGUUCAGUGCAGUGCAGAUAUUUGUGGUGGAUGAGGGCAGCUUGGUCUCUGUGCAGAUCCUUUACUCUGUGCUGAGCAUGCUGAUGGAGCACGCUCAGCUGAGAAAGCUAGUUAUUCUGGAGCUUCAGGAUGCAUUCAAAUUACUUCUGGAGUCAGCCCCAGAUCUAGAGGAUGAUAACUGUUCACAGUUCAUUGCAUUCAGAAGGUAAAAAUCAUUCUGCUCAGAGUCAGAAUUAGGAAAGCACACUGAGUGUUGUGA
This is a messenger RNA of Acipenser ruthenus (sterlet), 1756 nucleotides long. Its product is annotated as DNA helicase B-like. Bases 561 to 1706 code for a protein of 381 amino acids. Lineage: Eukaryota; Metazoa; Chordata; Actinopteri; Acipenseriformes; Acipenseridae. The transcript has 5 exons. The record is from RefSeq and is a predicted model, not a curated record.